UCUGAGCUAAAGCUCUUUGGCUUUUACUAGCAGUGAAAGCUUAACAUGGCGAUGCAGAGUUUUCCUUCUUCUGAAACGGAAGGGACGGUGUGCCACUGCAACACAGGUUUUGAUAUGGACAGCACAGGCACAGUAUAUUGAAGACCUGCAAAGAUUUGCCUGGCCCGUGCCUAUGUCCGGAAUGGGGAUGCUGAUCUUAUUAACAUGGACAUGUUUUCUCGGCAUUUCAGUAGCGGACUGUACCACUCUGCACACCCCUCUGCAGGUACUUCACAAGUUUUGGGAUGUCUAUCACAUUACAGGGAUCCUCAAACUACCUUAUGCUGAAAUAGUGGAGCCUUUUGAAGCUUGGUUCAAUGAGUCUGCAGGAAGAAGUCGGAUCCAGUAUUACCAAGGUCAAGUGAUGACGUAUCAGUUUGCUUUUGAAAAACCUUUUGGGGCCAGCUUCAAGGUGACCCCCGAAACUACAGAAAACAAGACCAACUUCAAAGAAUGUUUUCGGGUCAAUGGAACAUCGGACAAACCGAUUGGGCCUCAAAGUGUCUUUCCCAACUUGACAGACUUCAAGGUUGUAGGGCUGGAUUACUACAAGGGACAGCACUGCACAGUCCUAGAGAGCGUGUCCUAUUGGGGCAAGAAGAAAAAUACCUACAAGUUGUGGGUGUCCAAUGCUUCCACUGACCCUGUGCCGGUCCAUUAUGAGAUGUGGGGAUACAACACACUCCUGAGCUCCCAUUAUGACAAGUAUGAGAUCGACUACAACAGCAUUUCCCGCAGCUUCCCGUCUAGCAUCUUCGAUCUUCCUCAUGGUACGUGUGUGCAGUGUUCCCAUUGGCCGGAGGGAGGACCAGAGCACAGAAUCCUGGCCAAUCCCAUGCAGGAAUUUGUUGGUGCCACUGGGGACAUUGGAAGAGUCCACGAUCACCUGUUCCAUCAUUACAAGGAAAAGUUCCAAAAGACUUACAAAAGCGAGGAGGAGGUGGCACACCGGAAGCGCAAUUUCAUCCACAACAUAAGAUACAUCCAUUCCAAGAACCGGGCCAAUCUCUCCUACAAGCUGGCAGUAAACCACUUGGCCGACCAAACCAUGGAAGAGAUAGCAGUGAGGAGGGGGAGGUUAACGAAUGGGCAACCUAGGAAGGGGCUGCCCUUCCCAUCACAUCACUAUGAGGAUCUCACUUUGCCAGACAACCUGGAUUGGAGGCUUUAUGGUGCUGUGACCCCAGUCAAAGACCAGGCCGUGUGUGGGUCCUGCUGGAGCUUUGCUACAACUGGGACGCUGGAGGGUGCACUUUUUCUGAAGACUGGAGUGCUCACUCCACUGUCUCAGCAAGUCUUGAUCGAUUGCUCCUGGGGCUUUGGGAACCACGCUUGCGAUGGUGGUGAGGAGUGGCUUGCCUAUGAAUGGAUUAUGAAGCAUGGCGGACUUCCCAGCACAGAGUCUUAUGGGCCAUACCUUGGGCAGAAUGGCUAUUGUCACUACAACCAAACUGAGCUGUUGGCAAGAGUCUCCGGUUUUGUCAUGGUACCUUCUGAAAACACCACGGCUCUGCGGGCUGCUCUCUACAAACAUGGCCCUGUGGCUGUGAACAUCGAUGCCUCCCACAAGUCCUUUGCAUUCUACUCCAGUGGCAUCUACUAUGAACCAAAUUGUGGAAACAGAAGUAUGGAAUUAGACCAUGCAGUGCUAGCGGUCGGAUAUGGGAACCUCCUGGGAGAGAACUAUUGGCUCAUCAAGAACUCCUGGUCCACCUACUGGGGCAACGAUGGCUACAUCCUCAUGUCCAUGGAAGAGAACAACUGUGGGGUAGCAACCACUGCCUCCUACCCAAUUCUGGCAUAAUGGGGCAAAUAUGUCAAAUGAUCUACAAUUUGAUUUGUGGUGUUUCAAGAUCUCGGUUGAAACAUAUUUUGUAAAAGUGUCCCAUUUCAAACUCAUUAAGGGCCCUUCUACAAAGCUAUAUAAAAUCCACACUGAACUGGGUUAUAUGACAGUGUGGACUCAGACAACCCAGU
Messenger RNA from Anolis sagrei ordinatus, 2016 nucleotides. The record is from RefSeq and is a predicted model, not a curated record. Lineage: Eukaryota; Metazoa; Chordata; Lepidosauria; Squamata; Anolidae.